CUGGGUGGAAGAUGGCGGUGGGGAUGCUGUCGGAGUCCGGGGCAGGGCGCUGGAUUUGCACCGGGAUCGCGCUGUGGUGGACCUAAAGGGACCGACAUGGCCGUGUUCGUCUGCCUUGCCCUCGACGAGCGGACCGCGUCGGGGCUGUUCCAGUAGACUCGGCGGGCCUUUCUCCCCCCGGCUCGCUGUCGGGGAUCCACAGACUGCACACACUCAUAUCUCAGACAGGGUGGGAGUGAAAAGUGGACGAAAAUGUCGGAUACAAAGGUAAAAGUUGCAGUGAGAGUCCGGCCCAUGAACCGCAGGGAGAUCGAACUGAAUACAAAAUGCGUCGUGGACAUGGAGGACAACCAAACUGUUCUGCACCCUCCGCCAUCCAAUGCGAAAGGAGACAGCAGGAAACAACCUAAGGUGUUCGCUUUUGACCACUGUUUCUGGUCCAUGGAUGAGUCCAAUGUUCCAAAAUAUGCCGGUCAAGAGGUGGUGUUCAAGUGCCUUGGAGAGGGAAUACUUGAAAAUGCAUUCCAGGGAUAUAAUGCCUGUAUAUUUGCCUAUGGACAAACGGGUUCAGGCAAGUCCUUUUCCAUGAUGGGGAACGGAGAGCAGCCAGGUUUGAUCCCGCGCCUCUGCUGCUCGCUCUUUGAGAGGGUCCACUGCGAGGCCAACGAGGCUCACACCUUCAAGGUGGAGGUGUCCUACAUGGAGAUCUACAACGAGAAAGUCCGGGACCUGCUGGAUCCCAAAGGGAGCCGGCAGUCUUUGAAAGUUCGGGAACACAAAGUCCUGGGUCCGUACGUGGACGGCCUCUCUCAGCUGGCUGUGACCAGCUACGAGGACAUUGAGGUGUUGAUGUCAGAGGGGAACAAAUCUCGCACCGUCGCAGCUACCAACAUGAACGAGGAGAGCAGCCGGUCGCACGCCGUCUUCAGCAUCAUCGUCACACAGACGCUCUACGAUCUGAAAUCAGGAAAUUCAGGGGAGAAAGUGAGCAAAAUGAGCCUGGUGGACCUGGCAGGAAGUGAACGGGUGUCGAAGACUGGCGCUGCAGGGGAGCGGCUCAAAGAAGGCAGCAACAUAAACAAGUCUCUCACCACAUUAGGCUGCGUCAUUUCUGCUCUGGCUGAUCAGUCAGGAGGAAAAGGAAAGGCUAAGUUUGUGCCUUAUAGAGACUCGGUUCUCACCUGGCUACUGAAGGACAACCUCGGUGGAAACAGCAAGACGGCCAUGAUAGCCACGGUGAGUCCGGCCGCUGACAACUACGAGGAGACUUUGUCCACGCUGCGUUACGCCGACAGAGCCAAGAGGAUCGUCAACCACGCCGUGGUGAACGAAGACCCCAACGCCCGGAUCAUCCGAGAGCUCAGGGAGGAGGUGGAGAAGCUUAAAGUUCAGCUGUCUCAGGCCGAGUCCCUGAAGGCUCCCGAGCUGAAGGACAAGCUGCAGGAAUCGGAGAAACUCAUCCAGGAGAUGACCGUCACCUGGGAGGAGAAGCUGAGGAAAACGGAGGAGAUCGCCACCGAGCGGCAGAAGCAGCUGGAGAGCAUGGGCAUCUCCUUGGAGACCUCUGGGAUUAAAGUGGGGGAAGAUAAGUGUUUCCUGGUCAAUCUGAAUGCCGAUCCUGCCCUGAACGAGCUACUGGUCUAUUACCUGAAGGAGCACACGCGUGUGGGAGCAGACACAUCGCAGGACAUACAGCUCUUCGGGAUCGGGAUCCAGCCGGAGCACUGCGUCCUGGAGCUCUGCCCAGACGGCGACGUCACCUUGAUGCCCCUCGGGAAUGCCAGAUCCUGUGUGAACGGAACAAUGAUCGACUCCUUGGUGCAUUUGUGGCACGGGGACCGAAUCUUAUGGGGAAACAAUCACUUCUUCAGGAUCAAUCUGCCUAAACGAAAGCGACGGGACCGUUUAAAGGAGCUGGAGAGAGCUUCUCCCAGAGAGAGCUUUGUGGAGGCGGAUGUGGAGACGGCCAGCGAGGCGUCCUCAGAGCAAGACUACAGCUAUGAGUUCGCCCAGAUGGAGGUCAUGAUGAAGACUCUGGGAAACAAUGACCCCAUGCAGAACGUGGUCCAAGUGCUGGAGAAGCAGUAUCUGGAGGAGAAGCGGACGGCUCUGGAGGAGCAGAGGAUGAUGUACGAACGAGAGCUGGAGUCGCUACGGCAACAGCUGUCUCCGGAGAAGACGCCGCAGCACCACCGCAGCAGCAGUGACCGCCUCACGUUCCCGACGCACACGCCACACAGCAAGCUGCGACUGUGGACAGAGGAACGGGAUGAGCUUUUCCGCCAGUCUCUCUCCCGCCUCAGAGAGCAGGUCGUCAAAGCCAACACUUUGGUGCGAGAAGCCAACUUUUUGGCAGAGGAGAUGAACAAACUCACAGAUUAUCAGGUCACCCUUCAGAUUCCUGCAGCCAACCUCAGCGCCAACCGCAAGCGCGGAGUGAUAGUCAGUGAACCAGCCAUUCAGGUCCGGAGGAAAGGGAAGGGAACUCAGGUUUGGACCAUCGAGAAGCUGGAAAACAAGCUGGUAGACAUGAGAGACCACUACAGAGACUGGAAAGAAGGCACAGAGGAAACGUACAACAAAGCAAACAGUAAACACUGUGAUCCAUUCUAUGAGGCUCAGGAGAACCACAACCUGAUCGGAGUGGCCAACAUUUUUCUAGAGUGCCUUUUCCACGAUGUUAAACUGCAAUAUGCCGUCCCCAUCAUCAGCCAGCAGGGAGAGGUGGCAGGCAGGCUGCACAUUGAGCUGAUGCGAGUGAGUGGAGCUGUGCCUGAGCGCCUGUCCGGGGGAGACGACUCCUCGGAGAACUCCAGUGAGAGUAGCUGUUACGAGGUCAUGGACACCAACGGAGAGAUCGUCCACAUGGCCAAAAGGCUCACUUGCAGGGUGAGGAUCCGGGAGGCCACGGGGCUGCCGCUCAACCUGUCCAACUUUGUUUUCUGUCAGUACACCUUCUGGGAGUAUGGUGAGCCCACUGUGGCUCCUCCCAUGGUCAGCCCAGACAGACCUUCUCCACGAAGCCCAGAUUCUCACUUUACUGUCCAGUUUGAUCACUGCAAGGACUACGCUGUGCAUGUGACGGAUGAGUUUUUAGAGUUUAUAUCCGACGGGGCGUUGGCCAUUGAAGUGUGGGGUCACCGCUGUGCGGGAAACGGACGCUCGCUCUGGGAGCUGGAUGCCCUGGAAGCCAAAACUCAGACGCUGAGAGACAGGUGGAGUGAGGUGUCUCGCAGGAUCGAGCUUUGGGUCUCCAUCCAGGAGCUGAACGAACAGGGAGAGUACUCAUCUGUAGAGCUGCAUCCUGGAAAAGACAUCAGCACAGGAGGAGUCUUCCAGCUCCGACAGGGUCACUCCAGGAGGCUGCAGGUGUGUGUGAAGCCGGUGCAGAACUCGGGCACUUUGCCUCUGCUGGUGGAGGCUGUGCUCUCGGUUUCUAUCGGCUGUGUGUCGGUCCGCUCCAUCAAGCUGCAGAGGCCACUCGACAGCUACCAGAGAGAGGUGGAAGACGAUAUGGAUAGUUAUCAGGAGGAGGAUCUCAACUGCGUCAGAGAGCGCUGGUCGGACGCCCUGAUAAAACGUCGGGAGUAUCUUGACGAACAGAUCAAGAAGAUCAUCAAUAAGCAUGAAAAGUCAGAGGAGGACAUUGAGCGUGAAGCUCGACUGGUGGAACAGUGGGUUGGUUUGACUGAAGAGCGAAAUGCAGUGCUGGUCCCUGCACCCGGGAGCGGGAUUCCUGGAGCUCCUGCAGACUGGAUUCCUCCUGCAGGGAUGGAGGCUCACACUCCUGUCCUCUUCUUGGAUCUAAAUGCGGAUAAUCUGACAGUGAACGAGCAGCUGACCGGCCCGCACGCUGCAGGCGUUAACUCCAUCCUGCCCAAAGAGCACGGCAGCCAGUUCUUCUACCUGCCCAUCAUCAGGCACAGCGACGAGGAGGUGUCUGCCGCGUGCUCCUGGGAUUCAUCCAUUCACGAUUCAGUGCACCUGAACCGCGUCACUUCGCCCAAUGAACGCAUCUACCUGAUCAUUAAAGCCACGGUGCAGCUCAGCCACCCGGCCUCCAUGGAGCUGGUGCUGCGCAAGAGGAUCGCCGUCAACAUCUACAACAAACAGAGCUUCACCCAGAGUCUGAAGAGAAGGAUGUCUCUGAAGAACACGCUUUACUCCUGCGGCGUGUCGUAUGAGAUCGUUUCCAACAUACCAAAGGCCUCAGAGGAGCCGGAGGAAAGGGAAACUUUGGCCCUCAUGGCUGCUCGUGGAGACAGUGAGGAGACUCAGGAUGGAGAAACCUAUAUAGAGAAAUACACACGGGGUGUCCUCGAAGUGGAAAAUAUCCUGAGUUUAGAGAGGCUGCGACAGGCGGUGACGGUGAAGGAGGCGCUGGCUGCCAAGGGAAGACACUUACGGAGGAGUAUCAGCACACCAAAUGUACAGCAAUCUUCAUGCAGUAAAACAGACCUGACAGGAUGUGACGAUGAAGACUGCAAGAAUCACUGUGAUCAGGUUGACAACACGAACUGCAAUCCCCAAGAUGGUUCCCUUUGUAACACACCCAUCAAAAACAAGGAUAAUACAGGUCUGGUUCCUGAGAGUCCCACCUUUUUUGGCUCCAGCCCCUUCAAAGUCCUCUCCCCUCAGCCACCUAAAUUCCUCAAGUCUCUGCUUCCUGUCAAAGAGGAAAACAAAGCAAAGCGAGCGCUGGAGGCUCGGCCACUCCUCGGACAAGAGAGCAUGCACUCAUGUGUGGACGGCCGUGCACUGCUCCCCUCUCCCUGCCCCUGGCAGCGGCCCAGGGCAGGCAGUGAGGGCCACUGCAAGCCCUCCACCUCCACCUCCACCCCCACCUCCACCCCUCCCAGCAGACAGCUCAGCCACACACUGCCAUGCACUGCUCAGGACUCUGAUGACGAGGAGACGGCAGCGGGGAUGACUCUCAGUCUAAACCGGGGCUCUCAAGACCAAAGCGGCUUCCAGGCAUACAUCCCAGAGGACUUUGCAAACUUUGAGAUAUACAACGCCACUCUGGAGAGCCAAGAAGGGCUUCGAUCUGAGCUGAAGGAAGCGAGCCGGUGCGGCAGCGGGAGCGGAGAGAGGGAGGUGUCCCGAAGCCCCACGGCCAGCAGCUGCACCAGCGGCUACUUUUCACACAGUGCCUCCAGCGCCACGCUGUCCGACAUGCCUUUCAGCGCCAGCGAGAGCUCGGACCACCUCAGCUGCCCCGCCAGGGACUCCUACGACCCUCUGGGCUGCGCUGCCGCACGAGGCUGCGCCCAAACCAAAGGUGUUUCUGCAGGGAGCGACACACACCAGCCACCUCUUUCCACAGGUGGGGGACAGGACCCCUUAAGCCAUUCAGCCUCCUCGCCUCUCAGUAUCCCCAACUGCACAGUCAAGCAGCCGUUCAGCUGUGUCCUCAGCACCAGCCAGGAGUUUACGGACUUCAAAGGGGCCGACGACAGCAUUGCAGAGGGGGAUUUGCCACAUUUCACAGAGGGAUGGCAGCAGGAGGUUCCUGCGAAUCAGCAGAAGAAGACAGAAAACACUGACAGUCGGCUCCUCUCUGACAGCCCUGAGGCGUCUAGACCUGAAAAAGCAUCGUGCUCAUGUCCUAAUUCUGAACCCCCGGCUGGUGUAGGAGUGUCCCACCCCAACACAGCAGUAGUUUGCACUUCAGCGAGGGCUCCAAGCUCCGAGAUCCCCCCAUCGGCAGCCCCGAUAAUUCCCUCUGCGUCAGUCUCACAUCCAGCGGUACCACCCUCCGUCACGCCGUCCCCCACCCAGGCCCCGCGAGCAGGAGGGGAACCCCUGGUCCAGGAGCCGGCCCAGGGGGACCUGCCACACGGCAGCCCCUGCCCCAGUCCCAACCCCAGCAGCACCGAGCCCUCCGGGGACUCCAGCGGCGACGAGAGCACGCCCGUGGCCCAGCUUCCCGACUGGAUGGCUCCUGGGGAGCAGGUGUGGGUGGGCAAGAGGAGGGGGACGGUUCACUAUGUGGGAGGCGUGGAGUUUGCAAAGGGGAUCUGGAUUGGAGUGAAGCUGGACAUGGCAGUGGGUAAGCACAACGGGACAGUCCAGGGCAGGGUGUAUUUCCGCUGCCCCCCCGGCCACGGUGUGUUUGUGAAGCCGUCUCGUCUCACCAGAGGACCACCCUCCAUGGACACCGACUCCCAGACGCUGAUCAGAUAGGACCCAAAGACAGGAGCGUUUUCUGGGGAUUAUCAGGGACCCUGCGGAGGUUUUCAGACAUGAUGGACGAGCCGGAGUUCGGCUCCGGCUCGGCUCUGCUCCUCUGAUCGCUCUGACCAGUUGGGACUGAGCUGGUGCGUUCUGUAGAAGUGUGCUUUCCUAAGGCAUAUUUUCCCUGUGCAUUUAAUGAAGGUAUAUCCUGAAUACUGUUUCACUGAAGAAGAAGAAGAAGAAAAAUCACUAUGCACAUAUCCAAGUUUUCUAUAAGGCGAUAUUUUUUUAUAGAGAACUAAACUUUUAACUGGGCAUCCUGAGGGAGUAUUACCCACAUACAUUUUCUUACAUUUGUUCCGAGCAUCAUGAGUAAUAUUUUUGUAAGACAACGCGCAACCCCUCGGCUCAGACUCACAAGCGGAGCCAUCAGGGGUAUGAAGAUUACGAAUGUACUACUGGUAAUAAACAUUGAUAUUUACGUCAAUAUGAUAUGUCAGGGCUAACCAAAGAACUACGGUUCCAUAUCUGCUGUUAGAAGUCAUGCUAUUUUUCUAAUGUACAUAUAUGGAAGUAUAUCACUAUGAGUCCAAGUAAAGCUUAGUGCCAUAUCUCUAGGAGUAUUGCCACAUGCCCUGAAAAUAGGACAAAUCUGCAAAACCUGAGUUGCUUUUAGUGUUUGCAGUUCUGAAUUAUCCUGUUGAUGUACUGUAACACUGUGGAGGAAAUAAUCCCUAUCCAGCAUGAGACUGAUGCUUAUUUGAACGCUUGCACUGGAAAGGAUUCUUGGAGAGUUCGCUGACCGUCUUCCAUAUUGGACUGAUGAAAUAUUUGUUACUUUUAAGAGCUGUGCGUGUCAUCACUUCGGUCUGCUGAUCGAAGCAGCGAUAGGCGUCGGAUAUGCCUUAUUAUUGCCUUGUUCGCAUAAAGAAAGGCACAUAAACCCCAGACUACUCGAUGACGAGUUCACUGAGUCACAAAUGGAGCUGAAACCUGUAUGUAUGUCAUGACGCCUGGCAGUAUUCAGAACGCCACCCUGCCUUGCUGACCGAAUACCUUCUUAACAGAUUGUCUAACUGAAUGAUGUGUAACACUACGUGUUAAAAGGUACUCAGUAAUGACACUUUCUACAUGGAGUAUUGGACGAAUGAGUGAUAAAACAGUAUCAGGUUGGAGACAAAUGGUGCAAAACUUGUUUGAGUAUGGAGAACAAUUGUCUUAUGAUCUUAUAUUUUUAUGGAAGUGGUGAACUGUGGAGCUGACCAGAGAAAAGUUGAAAAUUCAAGCUGUAAUUUUAAGUAAACGAAAGAAACCCAAGACCUUACUUUAAAGAAGAGAACAAAGCUGCUCUCCCUAAUGAGGAGUUGUAAUAGAAAUGUAUUUGAACAUAGUAUUUACACUAUUAUAAUGUACAGAAUUGUAUUUAUAAUGUAUCUUGACCUGUUUUAAUUGGUACAAAAAUGUUCCAGAAUAGAACAUUUACAAUC
Molecule: messenger RNA, 7664 nt
Organism: Salarias fasciatus (jewelled blenny)
Lineage: Eukaryota; Metazoa; Chordata; Actinopteri; Blenniiformes; Blenniidae
Gene: kif13a
Product: kinesin family member 13A
Exons: 40
Coding region: 253-6186 (1977 amino acids)
Biological process (GO): microtubule-based movement
Molecular function (GO): microtubule motor activity; ATP binding; microtubule binding
Source: RefSeq, a predicted model, not a curated record